AUGCUUCACCACCACCACCUUUUUGUUUUUCACCAACUCAGGGACGUCGUGGGGUUUGUCACUUUGUGGAGCCUAAGUGAUCUGGAAGUCCAAAUUUUUGCGCUCAAAGAUUCCCAAACCACCCAAUUGCAGCCCACUACUUUUGGAAAAGACACCGUUCCUUCGACACCAUCCCUCCCCAGAUGCCCAUUAUCCGAAGCACCGACUACUUUUGACACACCCAUCGUUCGCACCAAUUGGCCUUCCCCCCAACCAACACCUCAACCAAAGCAGGCUCGAACUACAGCAACACGUUGCAUUGCGGCGCCAACAACACGUACAUCAACUCCUCGCCCUCCUCUCCCUUCUCAACCUCUUGCUCCAGUCGAGGCCAACACCACUGAAACCUCGCCUGCCCAGCACGAGAUUAUGGGUUUUUUGCCAGUAAAUUCAACUCGAAAGCCUGCCGGCACUGGUCGCACUAAGAAGUCUGCGGACAAGGUGGACCCCCAUGGUCUCGGUGCUGGGAUGACUGAUUUUGGGAUGGAGUGGGAGGCUUUUCUGGAGGUUAUUGCUGACAUUCUCGAGAAAGAACCGGCUUUUCUUUUCGUCGACAGCGUGGAGUGGCACUGGGUCAAGCCCGCUAACUCUGUUCUUGUCCUUGUAUUCCUGUUUAGCCUACAUUACAAUGAUAAAGAAGUUCAAGGCUCUCCCAAAAAAAUAGCACCCUUGAAGCUUGAUUUUGUACUUUGCAUAAAUGUAUAUCCUGCCCUCAAAGAUGAGGAGAUGAUCAAGCGCUGCUCCUCGUCGGCCAACAGCCUUGAGGCCAGCGUACGAGAGUGUCUUGAUGAGCCGCGUAUACUGCUGCUCGGCCUUGCGCACAUCCUGACGUGUGUGGCGUUUACAGAGGUUUCCUGGGCGCGACACCCUGCAGGCGAUGGAAUUGAUGUCAGGCGCAUAGGUGGUUGGCAUGGCGCCAGGCCAGUCGACGAGUUCGAUGAACGUGGCCCAGAACCACGGAAGGUCGUCACUGUCAUUGCCUUGAAGCUUGACGCAUCAAGACUUGUCCGUUUGGAGUUUGGCCCGACAUCUAGCCGUGAAGACCUCUCCAGACUUUGGAACCGGCUAUUGUCCCCCUCCGAUAAGUACAUGGUACUUAAGCAUGUAAUUAAAUGCCCGCUGCCAUUGCCAAUCAAACUCUUCCGCUCACCACCUAGCACCGUUGAAGAUAGCUCUCCAAAUGGCCGCAACCGCAGCUGGAUCCGACGGAAGAUCCGCGUCUUCAUCUGGGCAAGGCUCAUCAGAUGGGCGUGGAGUGACAGUUCAAUUGCAACAAACAACCCAAUCUACGCAAACACCCUAUUCAUCAGUCGCACUCUUUUGAAACUUGUCGCUCCCCCAUGUGCCGCUUUGUCCAUCAAAAAGCAUCUCUGCAAAAUCGAGGGAUUUUCAGGAGCUACGAAUUCCACAUUUUUCGAAUCGAUUUCAAGUCAGACCGCUGUUACGGAUUCCUUUCGAAUGGUGCUCAAGGAGCCUUUUGGACCGGGGAUAUCUGAGGAUGACCCCAUGGUUUUAGUAAUUGAAGCGGAAGAUGCUGAAAAGCGGUCAGCGAGCACGGCGCAAUCAAUGGGUCUCCCUGAAGCUGUGACGCCUGAGCCUCGUUAUGUUUACUACCGGCUAUAUGAGGAAGAAGGAGCAAUGACUUCCAAAACAUCCUUUGACUCGGACGACUCUUCCUUGGGUCGGGUUGACACGCUCUCUAUCGCGCCACCUCAAACGGUGUCCUCCCUGAGGUCGCAGAUUGUAAAAGCUGAAGGCAUCACUGGUCGCAAGAUUCAACUGUUUGGGGAUAUGGACGGUGAGGUGCCGAUGAAUGAUAAUGACCACAUAUCUUUCCAAGCACAGGUCUUUCCGGGACACAUUGAAGAUGAGCCUAUAACUCUUGUUUGUAGCCAGGAGAAGGCCGAGAGAAAGCAGAAGAACGUUCGGGGUCAGGCAGUGCGUGACCCAACUUUCAACAAACCGCUCAAGGGCCCGGUGGCAUGGAAUCCAGAUCCAAGGGUUCAAUCAGACUGGCUCCCCUUCGAGGCAAACGAAAUUAUGUAUACAGACGGGGUCAAGACGACAGGUUACAUCGCUGGGUCAACUGAUCCCUAUAGUGGAUACAUGGCGGUGAAUUCCGCUGGUCGAAAGGGCUUUGUCUAUGAAUACCGUCGGUCCGCCACAUUUUGCAAUAGGGCUGACAGAGGUGCCAUCACAUCUAUGAUCGGCUCUGUAGCUGCUGCCAUGCACUACAGUGGUUAUCAGUGCUACCAGGCUCUUGUAGACAGUGUACUUAUUUAUUAG
This is a messenger RNA of Laccaria bicolor S238N-H82, 2325 nucleotides long. RefSeq lists its product as uncharacterized. NCBI's taxonomy places the organism in Eukaryota, Fungi, Basidiomycota, Agaricomycetes, Agaricales, Hydnangiaceae. The coding region runs from base 1 to 2325 and encodes 774 amino acids. The record is from RefSeq and is a predicted model, not a curated record. The transcript is spliced from 13 exons.